AGCUGCUUCCCGGCGGAGAAAGAUGGCGGCUCCCUGUGUCCUCCUGUCAUCGGUCACACGGCUCCUCCGUCCUGCGCUGGGGAUAGCGGGAUGGCGGGGAGCCCCGGGCGUGCAGAGCCGAGCAAUGCGGCAGCUGACUGAAGUGAAAGACGGGAAGGUGACGACGAUUGAAGGGCGAAUCCUUGAAGAGAAGCCGUCCAUGUCCCCCCCGAAUCCUGAGGGGCAGUGUCCGAUCUGCAGGUGGAACCUCAAACACAAGUACGACUACAUGGACGUCCUUGUUCUCGGCCAGUUCAUCCGCUCUGACGGCGGUAUGUUAUCGCGCAAGGUGACGGGACUGUGCUCAGAGGAGCACAAGAAGGUGCAGGCCUGUGUAAAGAUGGCGCAUCGAGCAGGACUUCUUCCAGACCACAGGCCCAAAUUGCCAGAAGGAAAGAAACCCAAAGACAAAUUUCAUCUGAACAGGUACCUCACUUUGUGGUCCGUGGCCACCGCCAAACCCAUUCUGAGGAAGGGACUGAAAUGGAGUAAGGUGAAGAUGCCGGUCGGGGACCCCAUAAUGAAGGAUAACGUGCGGUACAGCCGUAGACCGCUCUUCUUCAGACAGUGACCUCUGAUAAAUGUCUGGUCUGUAUCUACAGCUGCGUUCACACGGAGGGUGAAGAAUGGCGCGGUAUUAUUUAAUGUCGGUUUUCUGUUCAUACAUUACAAUAAACCAGGAUUGUACAGA
Molecule: messenger RNA, 730 nt
Organism: Bufo gargarizans (Asiatic toad)
Lineage: Eukaryota; Metazoa; Chordata; Amphibia; Anura; Bufonidae
Gene: MRPS18A
Product: mitochondrial ribosomal protein S18A
Exons: 6
Coding region: 23-610 (195 amino acids)
Biological process (GO): mitochondrial translation
Cellular component (GO): ribosome; mitochondrial small ribosomal subunit
Molecular function (GO): small ribosomal subunit rRNA binding; structural constituent of ribosome
Source: RefSeq, a predicted model, not a curated record